AAUUGGGAAAUUACCAAAAAGCAAACAAAGACAAGCGAUCGAACGACUGAAACUAACUCCGCCUCGAAAAAAAUCUCACCGGAAAGUAGACGGAACCGUCCGGCUUUCGCUUGCAUGUGUUACAAAUGAAAGUCGCUAAGGUCAACAACGUCCUUUCAUUUCCAUUUCUUUCUCAUUUCAUUUUCACAAUCAUUCUUUUAGCAUUGAAUCCAGUUGUGAGCAUCAGAUUCCCAGAUCGGAUCCCUCAGGUUGCUAAUGAUGCCUCCAAUCAGGCAUUACAAACAGCAGUUUUCGCUCUCGGAAGCUUCUGGAGGUCAGAAGCGUCAUUUGGCUGCCUUAAUGGUAUUGUAAGAACAACUGUCGGUUAUGCUGGUGGUUCAAAAGCUAAUCCUGAGUACAGAAAUUUAGGCCAUCACGCUGAAUCUGUACAGGUCGAAUAUGAUCCCCAAGUAAUUGGUUUCAGACAACUAUUGGAGGUCUUCUGGGCUAGCCAUGAUUCUAGGCAAGUCUUUGGGCAAGGUCCUGAUGUGGGUAACCAGUACCGGUCUAUUAUUUUCACAACCGGCACGGAGGAGUCAAGAUUGGCUGCUGUUAGCAAAGAAAGAGAACAAUCAAAGUCAAAGAGCAGCAUUGUAACCACUCAAAUUCAACAGCUUGAAGCUUUUUAUCCUGCAGAGCCUGAACAUCAGAAAUUUGAGCUUAAGCGGAAUCCCUUCCUACUCCAGUUGAUGGGAAACUUGCCUGAGGAGGAGCUUGAGAGGUCAACACUGGCUACAAAACUAAAUGGCUAUGCAGCAGAGCUUUGUCCAUCAAGAAUCCAAAAGCGGAUUGAUGCAAAGAUCAAUGAUAUUAUUAAGAAAGGUUGGCCCAUUCUCAGAGAAGUUUAGGUAUACAUCUCAAGGGUAUAUGAGAUCCUGCAGACCUUUGUUAAGGUGUAGAAACUGAGAGUUUUUUUUUUUUUUUUGCUGAGGUGAUGUCUUGCAGAUGACAGAAUACCCUGUCAUGCAAAUUUCAUCCUACAUUAUAGAAUCUGAUAGCGAGCAGAGACCUUUUUACAGAGAUUAAUCAAAUUUGUUUGUACAAUCAGAAUGUUCAGUAUAGGUUGAUUAAACUAGACCGAGCGGAGACCUUUUCACGGAGAUUGAUCAAAUUUGUUUGUACAAUCAGAGUGUUCAGGAUAGGCAUCGUUAUGCUCAGACUGUUGGGACCUUAAAAUCAUGUUGUUGUAUGCACUUUUUAUUCUAUGUAUGCUUCGCAACCAAGUUAUCAUGUUGCAGUA
This is a messenger RNA of Lycium ferocissimum, 1279 nucleotides long. RefSeq names its product peptide methionine sulfoxide reductase A5. Gene Ontology annotation, cellular component: cytoplasm. Gene Ontology annotation, molecular function: peptide-methionine (S)-S-oxide reductase activity. Lineage: Eukaryota; Viridiplantae; Streptophyta; Magnoliopsida; Solanales; Solanaceae. The record is from RefSeq and is a predicted model, not a curated record. The coding region runs from base 126 to 887 and encodes 253 amino acids. Gene Ontology annotation, biological process: cellular response to oxidative stress. The transcript is spliced from 4 exons.